Molecule: messenger RNA, 790 nt
Organism: Eublepharis macularius
Lineage: Eukaryota; Metazoa; Chordata; Lepidosauria; Squamata; Eublepharidae
Gene: TMEM150B
Product: transmembrane protein 150B
Exons: 6
Coding region: 14-712 (232 amino acids)
Source: RefSeq, a predicted model, not a curated record
GUCUUCUGCCACCAUGUGGGUCUGGGCUGCGCUUCCUGUGCUCCUAGCUGUAGGGGGUAGCACCGGCUUCUGGGUUGUGUAUGCUAUGGCAGUUGCAAAUGGCUCCGUGAACAUCACAGAAGCCUUUCCAUAUAUCAGCACAUGUGGUUCCUACCCACCGCAAAGCUGCAUUUUCAGUCAAGUCUUGAAUGUUGGAGCCUUUUUAGGUGUGGUGAUCUGCUACCUGAAAUACCAGCAGUGGCGAGAUUAUGGUAGUAACUCACAUUUAAAUCUUGCUGGGCUUAUUUUAGGCCUGCUUUGCGCUCUUGGUUCAUCUCUUGUGGGCAACUUCCAGCAAUAUAACCAACUGGAAACCCAUUUGUUUGGUGCCUUCUUGGCCUUUGUGGUGGGUAUCCUUUAUUUCUGGGUGCAAGCAGUUCUGACCUAUCGAGUAAAGCCAAGGCAUGGAGGAUCGUGGAUUGGGCCUCUCAGGUUCUGUCUCAGCAUGUGUGGCACGGCCCUUCUCAUUGCCACAUGUGUGCUCUUCAGUGUGGAACUGGACUCAGAGUCAGCCUACUGUGAAUGGGCCCUGGCCAUGGAUCUAUUCUUGCUCUUCGGCCUCUUUGCAGUGGAUUUCUGGCAUGUGGACUCUUGCUCAGUCCAUGUGCAGUAUUGCAUGGCACAUCGAGAAACAGGGGACAUGCAGGCAUCAACGCAGACUCUACCGCUUUGAUAACAUCACAGAAACAAAGGGAUGCCGUGAGCCUUUCCACAUGGAUGGAUUAUUUCCACACCAGCUUGACUGGUGGGG